AUGACAACCGUAAUCGAAACCUGCCGUAUUCCGCCGCCACGAGGCGUCCCCGCCGAGCUCUUCCUCCCCCUCUCCUUCUUCGACAUGUCUUGGCUGCAUACCGUUCCGAUGUACGUCCUCAACUUCUACAACCACACAUGUUCCGAAGCGGAAUUCCACAACACCAUUGUUCCAAACCUCAAACAUUCUCUCUCUCUCACUCUCAAACACUAUCUCCCCGUCGCCGGAAACAUCCUCUUCCCUCUCGACACCGCCGCCUCAAAGCCCGUUCUCCGCUACAUCUCCGGCGACACCGUAGCGCUCACGGUCGCCGUCUCCGGCCUCGAUUUCGACGAGCUCGUCGCUAAUCACGCUAGAGAAGCCGACCAAUUCUACGACCUCGUCCCGCCGCCGGUCCCGCUGACGGAGGAUGAGAAUUACAAAAUUGCCCCUGUGUUCUCAUUCCAGGCGACUCUCUUCCCCAGCCGCGGAAUCUGCAUCGGCGUGAACUUCCAGCACACCCUCUGCGACUGGAGAUCCACCGUCGGAUUCAUGAAAGCGUGGGCUAUGAUCAAUAAAUCCGGCGGUGAUAAGGUUUUGGUGCCGAAAACCGGGCCGGUUUUUGAGAAACCGGACUCGGAAGGUUCUAGAAGAGUCGAUGGAAUGUUCUGGAAUAAAAUGAAGAAGAUUCCUUUCGAGCCGUCAGUGUCGCUUCCACGGCCGACUAAUAGAGUGAGAGCCUCGUUCAUCCUCCGCCAAUCCGACAUAAGGAAGCUGAAGAAUCGGAUCUUAUCGGCGAGGCCGGGCCUGGAUCGGGUCUCCACUUUAAUGAUAGCCGCGGCGUAUGUUUGGACGACAUUAGUGAAGUCUCACGGCAGCAGCGCGGAAGGUGAAGAGGAGGUGCUCUACAUUCCGGCUGACGCGAGAGGGCGGCGGAACGCGCUGUUUGAUCCGCCGGUUCCGGUGAAUUACUUCGGGAAUUGCUUGGGUGGUGGGUUGGUGAAGAUGGAGCAGCGGAAGCUAGCGGGGAAGGAUGGAUUUGUGGUGGCGGCGGAGGCGAUUGGGGAUGUGAUCAAGGCGAAAAUCCUCGACGGAGAUGAGUUGCUUAAAUGUCCGGAAAAUCGGCUGGGGAAGAUGGAGAGGCGUGAGAAGGUUUUCGGGGUUUUGGUGGUGUAUGGUUCGCCCAAGUUUGAGUAUAAGGAGGCGGAUUUCGGGUGGGGGGUGGCGAGGAAGGUGAUGAUUCUGUCGUUGGAUCAAGAUAACUAUGGGAUGUUGAUGAGUAACUCCGGCGACGGCGGUUUGGUCAUCGAUAUGUCGCUGCCCAAGGAGAGGAUGGAGUCUUUUGCGUCUAUAUUUCAAGAUGGCCUAAUACUGCGAGGAAAAGUAUAUGGAGAAUCAAGGAUGUAG
This is a messenger RNA of Salvia splendens (bonfire salvia), 1386 nucleotides long. Its product is annotated as malonyl-coenzyme:anthocyanin 5-O-glucoside-6'''-O-malonyltransferase. Bases 1 to 1386 code for a protein of 461 amino acids. The record is from RefSeq and is a predicted model, not a curated record. The transcript has a single exon. Lineage: Eukaryota; Viridiplantae; Streptophyta; Magnoliopsida; Lamiales; Lamiaceae.